AAGUCCCAAAAUUCAGCUUGUGCAGUUCGGUUUGAGACUUGGGCAUGAGCGGUGGUUCGAUGACAGAAUGGAGAAGCAUGCGGAUCGGGAGUGAUAAGCUUGUGGACUAGUGAACUUUGAAAUCGCCUCGGUCUUGGGAAGCGCUCCAGGAUUGUCGGAUCAAGAUGGCCUUUGUCAAGAAACUCAUCCGGUAUUUUCCGGCUGUCCUGGUUAUGGUGUGCGUUAAUUUGAUCGUGCUCUCCUUUUAUGGGUAUUCCUCCAUUCUCAAGUCAGGAGAUCAAACCCUUUGUGCAAAUUGUUUAAAACCCCAACCCUGGCACGUCCCGCAUGUUCCAGAGGUGAUGGGUCCGCUGAAGGCGACCACACCCGUGGCCAAAGUCAUUCCAAAUAAUAAUAAUGAGACCCAAUCGAGGUCCACUCGGAAUCAAAACAAUUCGGAGAGUAUUGGACUCUCUGGGAAGAAGAGGCCCGACAAGCCAUGGUCUGUAGACCAAAUGGACAGUUUCCGUGGCUUAAUGAUGGACCGAAAGCAACUUUUGUCCAAGACCUGUGAUAAUUUCCGCCGCAGAGGCAUUUUACCUCGGACCCGUAGCUCUGUGUACCGGAACCUGAUCGUUAUGAAGGAGCGGAAGAUUGUGUGGUGUCCCGUGUUCAAAGCAAGUUCAACCACGUGGCUCCAUUACCUUCUGGAUAUUUCAAGCCUCUCUCAGAUCGAGAAGACGAGGCUCAGAGAAAAGUACAACAACUCGCCUUUAAACAUGAUCUCCAAAUUCACAUUCCGCCCGGUAUCGUCCGUGUACGAGCGCUAUUCAAAAGAAGUGAAAGGGAUCAAAAGUUUCAUCAUCGUGCGGCAUCCUUUCAACCGACUGGUCUCAGCCUUUCGGGACAAAAUCGAACGCUACCACACCCCAGAGCUCAAGGACGACUUCUACUACAAAGUCUACGGAGGGCCUAUUGUGGGUCGGUUCCGCAAGGCUGCUCUAAGACGCUUCGGGUCCGACUUCUUCAGUGAGGCCAACCAUUUCGGAGCCCCUGUGCCCGUGAGCAAUGGGCGCCGCAAUGCCAAACUACCCUCGUUCUGGGAGUUUGUCCAAUAUGUCAAAGCGUGUCGCGUCAGUCGCAUGGAUGAGCACUUUCGACCCAUCUAUGACUUCUGCUCGCCCUGUGACAUUAAUUACGAAACUGUGAUACAUUUUGAAAACCUGUCAGAAGAGUCCAAGUACUUGAAAGGAGUCCUAGAUCCCUUUGGAGCCACCGCUGAAGCCCAGAUAGAGUGGGCCAAUCCCAAUCUGACUGGGCUCAAAUUGGAUGAUUUAACCACCUUGUAUUUUCAAACCCUCUCGUCCGAGGACAUCAUCGCCUUGUACAAGAUUUAUGAGUUGGACAUGAAAAUGUUUGGCUAUUCAUUCCACUUGAAAAAUAUAACCCUGCCUCAGCCUUGAACGAAAA
Molecule: messenger RNA, 1449 nt
Organism: Tigriopus californicus
Lineage: Eukaryota; Metazoa; Arthropoda; Copepoda; Harpacticoida; Harpacticidae
Product: carbohydrate sulfotransferase 11-like
Exons: 2
Coding region: 165-1442 (425 amino acids)
Biological process (GO): carbohydrate biosynthetic process
Cellular component (GO): membrane
Molecular function (GO): sulfotransferase activity
Source: RefSeq, a predicted model, not a curated record